This is a messenger RNA of Chenopodium quinoa (quinoa), 619 nucleotides long. RefSeq names its product isoleucine--tRNA ligase, cytoplasmic-like. The coding region runs from base 1 to 411 and encodes 136 amino acids. Gene Ontology annotation, biological process: isoleucyl-tRNA aminoacylation. NCBI's taxonomy places the organism in Eukaryota, Viridiplantae, Streptophyta, Magnoliopsida, Caryophyllales, Amaranthaceae. Gene Ontology annotation, molecular function: ATP binding; isoleucine-tRNA ligase activity. The record is from RefSeq and is a predicted model, not a curated record. The transcript has 5 exons.
AUGUGGUGUAGUACUGCUACUCCUGGUGCUUGUUAUUUUAUUUCUCAACGAGGCAGGCUUCUCAAACAAGGAAAUUUUACUCACUCGUAUCCCUUCUAUUGGAGAUCUGAAAGACCCCUUAUUUAUAGAGUUAUUCCCAGCUGGUUUAUUAGAGUGGAAAGUAUCAAAGACCAAUUGCUUGAGAACAUUAAAAAGACCUAUUGGGUUCCUGAUUUUGUCAAGGAAAAACGUUUCCACAAUUGGCUUGAAAAUGCUAGAGAUUGGGCCGUGAGUAGAAGCAGAUUUUGGGAAACACCGCUUCCUAUCUGGAUGAGUGAGGAUGGAAAAGAAAUGAGAGUCAUUUCUUCCAUUGAAGAACUUGAAAGAGAAUCAGGGGAAAAGGUGCAUGGCGAGCUAGAUGGAGAUGAAUGAAGUAUAUAUUGUCAUUCAACAAAUGGAGUGUACACGUCGGUGACUAAUUUUAUUUAGUUCGAGUUUGUGAAGAUUAGGAUUUGUAUUUUGGAAGAUUUUUAAUUAGUAAACUUUUAUUAUUUAUUAUUAGUUAGUAUCGGUAGUGUAAUAUAUAUGGAAACAAUAUUUUGUAAUGUAUCGUACAUAUUAUAUAUACUUCGUUUAUUGU